Effrenium voratum is the source of this 567-nucleotide messenger RNA. The record is from the annotation of a GenBank genome assembly. NCBI's taxonomy places the organism in Eukaryota, Dinophyceae, Suessiales, Symbiodiniaceae.
AUGUUCGCCUGGUGGCUCGCGCUGCCGGUGCUGGCACGGGCACAGAAUGAUGAUGAUGUUGGUGGUUUCUGCCCUGAUGGAAGUUGUAUCAAUUGCAACUACUGUGACGGGAGCUGCUUCUCUACCUGCAGCUGCAACACGGAGCUGAACACGUGCUGUUGCCAAGCUCCCCCAGGGUACUAUGCGCGAGGCUAUGAGAAGAUUCCUUGCCCGGGUGGGACGUAUCAAGACUCCACCGGGAAGACAAGCUGCAAACUGUGUAGCACAGAUGCUACAGAGCUCUUUGACGUGAACUACAGAGGCGCCGUAGAUUUGGUGGCCUGCGAAGAGGCCAAAUGCAGCUCCCGCUGUGGCAAUAGCACGGAUUGCGAGGUGCAGUGCGUCUCCUCAGUUUUUGUUGAGACUGCGAUGAUGUCGCACCCUGAGAACAUCACCUUUUGCUCCGGAUUGGAGCAGCCCGUGGAUCCACAAGGAUGCUCUUGGCAGAGCACUCCCAGCUCAGCCCCGGGUUGGCACAUGGAGGUGUUUGCCCUGACACUGUGGCUAGCACUGUGCUGUGCCCAGUAG